This is a messenger RNA of Fusarium keratoplasticum, 954 nucleotides long. RefSeq lists its product as uncharacterized. Bases 1 to 954 code for a protein of 317 amino acids. The record is from RefSeq and is a predicted model, not a curated record. The transcript is spliced from 3 exons. Lineage: Eukaryota; Fungi; Ascomycota; Sordariomycetes; Hypocreales; Nectriaceae.
AUGGACUCUGAAGACGCAAUUCGAGACGACACGUCUUCCAGUCUGAUCUCGGCCAUCUCUCUGGGAGUGCUUAUUCUCCCUCUCCUAGCCUUGUGGACUUCGAGUUUGUCCCUUGCUCGUCGUGAGGAUAACCCAGCACCGUUGGCCUUCACAUACAUGAAGAUCGUCUAUCCGGUUGCCUUUCUAGCUCUGACGUUCCAGUUCGCACAUAUCAUGCUCGAAAUUGCCAUGCGAUGGUUACUCAUGCCCCGUGGUCCGUAUGAGAUUCCUCAAGCAGAACCACACCGCAUGGCUUACAUGAGCAACCGCCUCGACGCCCUAUCCUCGACACUCCUCGAUGUUACGGAUAUAUUUCUCAUACUGGCACUUUUCGAGCUUGGAGGCGGCCUUCUAGAGCAUGUGACUGGGAAAGGUUCCAGCCUCCCCCUUGUUGUCCGGUGCGCACUUCUUCUUCCCGCCGCAAUUGUUCUCUACCUCGCCAUUGCCACUCAUGUCCAAAGCUACUCGAUCUGGUCAAAGUCUUUCUCGAGAGACGAAGACGGCGAGGUUCAACUUCAGGCAGAUAUCGAAAGCCUGGAGGAGUGGGACACGCCUCUCCUGACGUUGUGGUGGGCCGCAUCGUUUCUGUUGUUCUUGUAUGCAUGUUUUAUUUGGCACAAGGCGAAAGGAAAUGCUCGAGUUCUCGACUCCACUGUGACCUUCCUCGCAGCAACGGUUCUGAACCUGUUCAAUCCUGUGAGGCAAGCAGUGAUUACCACACUGGAUCCAGAGAUCCUGGAAUGCAAACUCGUCAAGCAUUAUCUCUACCUAGUCGACGAUAUGCUUGAUUACUGGGUACGCUUUCUCAUUAUCGCUCACAUCUUCGCCAUGGGCUUGCCAGGAAACAAAGGUCUGUGGGCUGCGAUGUCACAGUUGUACAGCGCUCCACUAGACAUUGCAAGGGCGACAAAGUAA